GCGCGCGACAACAGCCUGAUAGACGUUGAGACACGAUAGUAGCUAUAUGCAACAACUUGCGGCGGAUGGUUUACGAUGAAUCCUCCGAAGGGACCCGUUGAAACGACAGCUCAAGAGAAGUCGGACUCGGACAGCGAGAAAAAUCAAAAGCCAAGAGAUGUGACCAGCGACACGGGACAUAAAGUGAAGAAGACUUACCUCCCGUUCAGUGUUGAAUCCCUGAUGGCCAAAUCCAGCUGCCAGGUCGCGUGCUCCCCGGCUCUCCCACAUCAGAGACUGGGACAGGACUUAGUGAGGACUUACUUUGUAGAGGAAACCAAAGUUUCUGUGGACAGUUUGUCGAGCGUUUCGGACAGCCUCAACGACGACAGUGAAGAAUUGAGCGAUAAGGAACAGAGCACUUGGUCCAACUCAUGUUUCACAUCUCCACUUCGUCACCCGAGCCCAACGCCGUGCACCUUGCGCAAGCACAAGACGAACCGCAAGCCGCGCACGCCCUUCAGCACCUCCCAGCUGCUCUCCCUCGAGCGCAAGUUCAGGCACAAACAGUACCUCUCUAUCGCCGAACGGGCCGAGUUCUCCAACUCUCUAAACCUCACCGAGACCCAGGUCAAGAUCUGGUUCCAGAACAGGAGGGCGAAGGCAAAGAGACUUCAGGAGGCCGAGCUGGAGAAGUUCAAAUGCGCCUCCAAGCCGCUUCUGGCCCCCUUCGCGCUGCCCUUCCCUCUCGGAUCUCCAUCAUCUCUGUACGGACCUCCAGCAUCUUUCCCGCGGCCCGUUCCGAUCCCAGGACUAUUUAACGGACCCGUGUCUUAUGGGAUGUAUUAUUUGUCUUAAAAAACAUUCAUCUGACGGCUUCCUCCAAUUUGAAAUGAUUUGAGAGACUUGUGCAGUUAUGAAAGUUUACACGAAAUUCACAGGGGAGAUUAUUAUAAUAACGUUGGUAAUUGCACAAAUAAGUGCUGGAUAAUUUUAACUACUAACAUAGCUACUUUUGUAAUUAUUUUGACAACCGCUUGUAAUUACUUCUGUAAUUAAUUAUAGUAGCCUAAGCUAUCAUCUUGGACUGGGUAGGUAAUGUCACAUUUGAACUCUGUUUCCCAAAGCCACAUGAAAUCAAGGAAGGAAGCUGCUGUAUAUUAUGUUUUAUUAUACUGACGUGCUCUUGUGGAGCAGGUAGAUGUGUAACUCUUUUAAGAUCAUCUGACACGGAGGUUAUCCGUCAGAGGAAGUACUUAUUGGCCUUAUGUUGGAAGUGCCUUGAAAAAGACCAAAUAUUUAUUAGUCUAAAAUAAAAAAAUAUAUAUUCUUUCUUAAAUGUAA
Messenger RNA from Carassius carassius (crucian carp), 1323 nucleotides. RefSeq names its product homeobox protein MSH-B-like. The record is from RefSeq and is a predicted model, not a curated record. NCBI's taxonomy places the organism in Eukaryota, Metazoa, Chordata, Actinopteri, Cypriniformes, Cyprinidae. Bases 76 to 837 code for a protein of 253 amino acids. Gene Ontology annotation, cellular component: nucleus. The transcript has 2 exons. Gene Ontology annotation, molecular function: DNA-binding transcription factor activity, RNA polymerase II-specific; RNA polymerase II transcription regulatory region sequence-specific DNA binding. Gene Ontology annotation, biological process: regulation of transcription by RNA polymerase II; embryonic morphogenesis.